This is a messenger RNA of Condylura cristata (star-nosed mole), 2069 nucleotides long. It is a transcript of the gene USP49, whose product is annotated as ubiquitin specific peptidase 49. The transcript is spliced from 5 exons. The record is from RefSeq and is a predicted model, not a curated record. Gene Ontology annotation, molecular function: cysteine-type deubiquitinase activity; zinc ion binding. The coding region runs from base 1 to 2049 and encodes 682 amino acids. Gene Ontology annotation, biological process: protein deubiquitination. Lineage: Eukaryota; Metazoa; Chordata; Mammalia; Eulipotyphla; Talpidae. Gene Ontology annotation, cellular component: cytoplasm.
AUGGAUAGAUGCAAACAUGUAGGGCGGUUGCGGCUCGCCCAGGACCACUCCAUCCUGAACCCUCAGAAGUGGUGCUGCAGGGAGUGCUCAACCACUGAGUCCGUGUGGGCUUGCCUCAAGUGCUCUCACGUGGCCUGCGGCCGCUACAUUGAAGAUCACGCUCUUAAACACUUUGAAGAGACUGGACACCCGCUAGCCAUGGAGGUCCGGGAUCUCUACGUUUUCUGUUACCUGUGCAAGGACUACGUGCUCAACGACAACCCAGAGGGAGACCUGAAGCUGCUGAGAAGCUCCCUCCUGGCAGUCAGGGGCCACAAGCAGAACCCGCCGGUGAGGCGGGGGCGGACGCUGCGCUCCAUGGCAUCGGGAGAGGACACGAUCCGGCCACUACGCACUGCUCAGGGACAGCCGCAGAUGCUCACAGCGCUGUGGUACCGGCGCCAGCGCCUGCUGGCCAAAACACUGCGGCUCUGGUUUGAGAAGAGCUCCCGGGGCCAGGCUAAGCUGGAGCAGCGGCGGCAGGAGGAGGCGCUGGAGCGGAAGAAGGAGGAGGCUCGGCAGCGGCGGCGCGAGGUGAAGCGGCGGCUGCUGGAGGAGCUGGCCAGCGCCCCUCCGCGCAAGAGUGCGCGCCUGCUGCUACACGCGCCGCGCGCCGCAACCCUGCGCCCCGCCUCGCCCCCGGGCCCCGCCGUGGGCCGCCUCAAGCAGAGGCGCGUGCCCGCGGUGGCGCCAGGCGUCACGGGCCUGCGCAACCUGGGCAACACCUGCUACAUGAACUCCAUCCUUCAGGUGCUCAGUCAUCUCCAGAAGUUCCGAGAGUGUUUUCUGAACCUCGACCCUUCGCAGACCGAACAACUGUUUUCCAAAGCCACCAACGGGAAGGCUCCACUUGCUGGCAGGCCCACCAGCAGCUCUGCCACCGAGCUGUCUGCCAGGAGCGACAGGGGUGAGGCCUGUGCGCGAGAGGGCCUCUGCUUGAACGGGGGCACAUCCAUCAGCAGGAGUCUAGAACUCAUCCAGAACAAGGAGCCAAGCUCGAAGCACAUUUCCCUCUGUCACGAGCUGCACACCCUCUUCCGAGUCAUGUGGUCCGGGAAGUGGGCCCUGGUGUCACCCUUUGCCAUGCUUCACUCCGUGUGGAGUUUGAUCCCCGCCUUCCGUGGCUACGACCAGCAGGACGCACAGGAAUUUCUCUGCGAACUGUUGCACAAAGUGCAGCAGGAACUCGAGUCUGAGGGUACCACCCGCCGCAUCCUCAUCCCCUUCUCCCAGAGAAAGCUCACCAAACAGGUCUUAAAGGUGGUGAAUACCAUAUUUCAUGGGCAGUUACUCAGCCAGGUCACAUGUGUAUCAUGCAAUUACAAAUCCAAUACCAUUGAACCCUUUUGGGAUCUGUCCCUGGAAUUCCCUGAACGCUAUCAUUGCAUAGAAAAGGGAUUUGUCCCUUUGAAUCAGACAGAGUGCCUGCUCACCGAGAUGCUGGCCAAGUUCACAGAGACAGAGGCCCUGGAAGGGAGAAUCUACGCAUGUGACCAGUGUAACAGCAAACGACGAAAAUCCAACCCAAAACCCCUUGUUCUGAGUGAAGCUAGAAAGCAGUUAAUGAUCUACAGACUACCUCAGGUUCUCCGACUGCACCUUAAAAGAUUCAGGUGGUCUGGCCGUAAUCAUCGAGAGAAGAUUGGGGUCCAUGUCGUCUUUGACCAGGUAUUAACCAUGGAACCUUACUGCUGCAGGGACAUGCUCUCCUCUCUUGACAAAGAGACCUUUGCCUAUGAUCUCUCCGCAGUGGUCAUGCAUCACGGGAAAGGGUUUGGCUCAGGACACUACACAGCCUAUUGCUACAACACAGAGGGAGGUUUUUGGGUUCACUGCAAUGACUCAAAGCUGAAUGUAUGCAGUGUCGAGGAAGUGUGCAAAACUCAAGCCUACAUCCUUUUUUACACUCAAAGAACAGUUCAGGGCAAUGCAAGAAUCUCAGAAACCCAACUUCAAGCUCAGGUGCAACCUAGCAACAACAAUGAGGGCAGACCACGGACCUACCCCUGAAUGGGAGACAAUUGUCAAGA